CAGCAAAGUCGUGGGUCCCCUGCUCGCCGCCUGACAGCUGAGAAUAUCGAUGGCGGUGGAGCGUCGUUGGCAGCGCAGCUCCCCUCGCAAGCUCACGAGGCCCUCGGUGUCGUCUUCAGCUAUCCAGCCUCUACCCCGGACAGCCCCUUGGCAGGCCAGGAGCAGCAUCGCGCGAAGCUCGACAACUUGAGGGACAUCAUCUUUGUGCCGGUGCUUCCUCAUGCGAUGGACAGCCUCGACGCCAACGACCCUUCGCACGACGAAGGCGGCGAAGAGGAAGACGUGGUGUCGGAGGCGACUGACGCGUAGCUGGCCUUUGCAC
This is a messenger RNA of Aphanomyces invadans, 322 nucleotides long. RefSeq lists its product as hypothetical. The annotation marks the transcript as partial. The record is from RefSeq and is a predicted model, not a curated record. NCBI's taxonomy places the organism in Eukaryota, Oomycota, Saprolegniomycetes, Saprolegniales, Verrucalvaceae. The transcript has a single exon.